Molecule: messenger RNA, 610 nt
Organism: Sesamum indicum (sesame)
Lineage: Eukaryota; Viridiplantae; Streptophyta; Magnoliopsida; Lamiales; Pedaliaceae
Product: SWIB/MDM2 domain superfamily protein
Source: RefSeq, a predicted model, not a curated record
UCCUCUAUAGUAACUAUGUUUAAUCUCUACAAAUACAUAAAAUAAAGUAGUUUGACUAGGUGGCGGGCAUUCUGUCUGGGUGUGGGCGUGCUGUGAAAAAUCGGACUUGGACCGACUUCCACGUCUGAAUUUAAGAAGGCUUCGUUCGAUCAACUCUGUGCUCUGCCGAAAUCCAGCCCCGAUUGGUUGACGGUUCUCUGUCUCCCGCACAGCCAAGUCUUUUUGAGAAGGUACUGAGAAAGAGAUUUCCCGAAAAUGCUGCAGCAGCGGUUGAAGAAGGCAGUUACAGACAACCCUAAGAAGGUUGCAGACUUAAUUGAUCUCGUAAAUCUGCCCACAGUACUUAGAGAUUUCAUGGGUCAGUCUCAGAGUUCUCGACUGAAUUGUUUUAGGCGGGUUUGGUCUUAUAUCAAGGAGAACAAUCUCCAGGAUCCAGUCAACAAAAAUGUAGUGAAUUGUGAUCAAAAGCUGAAGAGCAUUCUGUUGGGCAAGUCUAAGGUCGAUCUUGCUGAACUUCCCAUGUUGGUUAAGUUACAUUUCCCCAAGCAGCCCAAGUGAUCAUCUAAGUUCGUUGAGGUUGUAUCCAUAUCUUGCUAUUCAUACUUGUAAC